AUGAUUAGACGCCCACCAACAAUCAUCACCUUGGGAGACGAAGAGCUCCAAUAUCACCUGCACCGCAUCUUUCUACGCACACUAUCUGCUGAUUUUGACCAUUUGUGCCUAGAUGAUCAUGACAAUGAAUAUCAAGGCCACACUGGUGAUACGCGACCCGAUUCUUCCCCUCCCAGUUCCACACCAUCUCCUAGCGACUCAGAACAGGAGGUGAAUGUCAAUCCAAACCGUGAUGAACCCCGCGGGUCAUCUUGCAUAGGAAAUCGUUCUGAGCCAAGCCUCUUCGUCAUGGCCCCGACAAGCCCAUCAGAAAAAUCUGUUUCUUUGAUAGUUGCCAAGUCGGCCCACCCAACAGUGGACACCAGCAAAGACUCCAUUACGCCUCGGCUGGCCUCUUGUCUGUUACCAUAUUCACAAGACCAGGAACAGGAGCAGCAGCCGCGCCGUAGAGUAACUUGGGCCGCUUUGCCGCACGAUCAUCAGAAAGUCAAAGGCACCAUCCGUCAUCCGCUUGGGAACGAAGAGAACCGCCCACAAUCCCUCUGCCCGGAUGCAUGGACCACAACUAAUGAUGCUGAGCAUUCGCGGCUUCCCACUAGCCAGAUUUCCCGCGAAUCACCCGCUGCCUUGCCGGAGAUGACUAUCGACAUUGUUCCACCACCCCGGGACCUAAUCUUAGUUUCUACACGGUUUGACGAGGUCGGUGUGGCCACUGUUACGGUGGAUACCUAG
Molecule: messenger RNA, 732 nt
Organism: Penicillium angulare
Lineage: Eukaryota; Fungi; Ascomycota; Eurotiomycetes; Eurotiales; Aspergillaceae
Exons: 2
Coding region: 1-732 (243 amino acids)
Source: RefSeq, a predicted model, not a curated record